CAGUCUUUUGUUAAGGGCAUAGGGAUCAUUUCACAACACACCAAUUAUCAGUUUCGCAUCGAUUUCUACUGCCAUCGCACUCGGAACAGCAGUGCUCAAUUACUGGGAAGACUUUCUCGGCAUGGCUCUUCGCCCACGCGUUUGCAAACCCCAAGUCCUGUGAAAGAAGACUACAUGGAACACUAUUCUCUACUGGCCGUCGAUAUGCUGGAGCUGGACCAUCGCCUCUUGCAUCUUUCUCCACCAAUGAGAGCCACAAUACCAUCCCACCCCUCCCGAUUCCAUGAGACCAUGUGAUCCGGAGCGGUCUGGAAACCUGCCGCUCGCCUACAGUGCGUUAUUGUGGUAAACAGGUACAGAGAAAUGGCACUCCGCAAGACUGGCAAACUCGCGGCUCUUCCCGAGCGCACGGAGUGAGGACUGGAUGUAAUAACUUCGGUGUGUCACUCGAAUGGGAUAUAUGCUUUAUGCCUCAUUUCUGUUUCUCAAAACCACCUCUUGCGUCUUCUUUAGUUUUCUUUGUAUUCUUCUCUUGGCUGUUGUAACAUCUCACUCACCGAUCACCCGUUGUAAUUUCCUCUCGAUACCACUCCUGGCAUUGCCUUCUACACCUCAGCACUCAGACCUCUCUCAAUCCGCAUCUGCACCCUCUUGCUUCGGGCGGAUCCUCCGGUCAUCCAGAAACGACUGCUUCAUGGGGCACACUCCUUCAGUCGGAAAAUGUCCCUCUCUCGGCUUCUAGGCGCACCAACGAAGUUGAUAACAUUAGGACCAGGGCUGUCGUUGCGCGUCUGUGAACUGUGUCGGGGGAACUGAGAUGGGUGUCUCGGUGGCGGCGGCCCUACGCGAGCCCCCAAGUCCGCACCAGUGGAGCCGGAUAGUGGGACACUGGGUAUGGAUUGCGGUCUUGUCAUUUCUCGCCACUUUUCCGGUACAACAACUUGGCGCUUUUCCGUCUUCUCUCAGCGACUGUCAGACACCAACUGGAUGGAAUUGCUCGGGUGAUGAUGAUCGGGACACGGAUCUCUUCCUUUGUGACACCAACACUUGCAAGUUUGACGGCGAGUGUCUCAGAAUCGGGGACAUCAUAACAUGUAUAUGCAACUUCAAGUGCAACAAUGACUAUGUUCCUGUGUGUGGCUCCAACAAUGAAAACUAUGAAAAUGAGUGUUUUCUGCAAAGAGAUGCCUGCAAACAGCAGACUGAAAUCCUGGCGGUCUCUGAAGGAUCCUGCCCUGCCGAUGCUGGUUCUGGAUCAGGAGAUGAAGCAGGGAACGAGGGUUCUGCAGAGAAUGGACAAAAGGAGACGUCCACCUGUGACAUUUGCCAGUUUGGGGCGGAGUGUGAUGUGGAUGCGGAAGAUGUCUGGUGUGUCUGUAACAUUGACUGCUCCCACAUCAGUUUUAAUCCAGUGUGCGCAUCAGAUGGCCGUUCUUAUGACAACCCCUGCCAGGUGAAAGAAGCGUCAUGUCAGAGGCAGGAGCGAAUCGAGGUCAAGUUCCUGGGUCACUGUCAGGGCGACAUGAUUACAGGCACUAAAGCAGGAGAUGGACAAUAUGCUAGGACAGACUACACAGAGGAGAAGCCUGAAGUUUCAGAGGUGGCACGAGGUCUUUACAUCCCUUGUCCUGACCACUAUAAGAAUUAUUGUGUUCAUGGAGACUGUGAAUAUCCUAACAUGCUCUCAACACCGUCAUGCAGCUGUCACUCAGGUUUCAGUGGUCCGCAGUGUGACACUAAGGAAUAUAAUGUUCUGUAUGUGGUGCCUGGCUCUGGAAAACUACGCUACGUCAUCAUCGCCUCUGUCAUUGGAGCUCUGCAGGUGGCCAUCAUAUGUGUAGUGGUGCUGUGGAUCACCCGAAAGUGCCCACGGACCAACAAAGUCAACCGACAGAAGCAGAACACAAUGCACUACAACUCGGAAAAUACCCUGCGGGCCUCCACCCGCCUCAUCUGAGUGCUGGGAGCAAUCGUGAGAAGAGAAUCAUGGGAAACAUGGACAGAGGACAGAAAAUAAGCUCUCCGUCCCCACACAGAGACAUUUCAUCCAACAGGAUGACGGGAUGGAAAGGAGAGGAUGAUGGUGCAGAUUUGAACAGAGGAUGAUUGGAUACACACGCUGCCUUGCACCUGUGGCACAGGACACAAACAGAGAAUUUUAGGACACCAUGAUAGCACAAGUCCUGUUACUUGGUUAUGUAUGGGUAAUAUUUCCAGUAGUUAAUUUGUUUGUCUUGAUGGGGUCCUUUUUCUGUAUUGUAAAUAAAUAAUUUAUA
Molecule: messenger RNA, 2276 nt
Organism: Xyrauchen texanus (razorback sucker)
Lineage: Eukaryota; Metazoa; Chordata; Actinopteri; Cypriniformes; Catostomidae
Product: tomoregulin-2-like
Exons: 10
Coding region: 818-1957 (379 amino acids)
Molecular function (GO): protein binding
Source: RefSeq, a predicted model, not a curated record